GUCAAGCAAGGUUCUGCACUCCCAGAAUUCAAAGAUGUGUUUGUGUUGUAUUGUGGUUUGAAUCCUGGUAUUACUGUGAGAGACUUAUGUGCUAGACAUAACCCACAUACACUUAGAGUUGAUGAGCGGAAAUUGAUCCAGUUUGGUCUCAUAAAGGGAUUCAUUCGAAGAAUGCAUAAAUAUCCAAUCAAACUUCCCCAUGGUGCGGGGUCUCAAAGGUUGCGCCACCUAUAUAAGUGGUUUGAUGGGCGGCAUUGUUACGAUGAGAUAUGUUGUGAAGAGGGUAUGUCGUAUCAGGAACUUGAUGAUAAAAUAGAGAAUGAUCCUAGUCUUAUUGUACUAUGGAAGUAGGCUUAUUGUACUACGGAAGAAAGUUUUAUUGUACAAUGGAAAUUGUAAAUGGUCUCAUUCUGAGUAAACUCUGUCAAAAUUAAAUGUAGACCUUAGUUUUAAUCCAC
Messenger RNA from Owenia fusiformis, 458 nucleotides. The record is from the annotation of a GenBank genome assembly. NCBI's taxonomy places the organism in Eukaryota, Metazoa, Annelida, Polychaeta, Sabellida, Oweniidae.